UCCUCACUUAAGGCGAGACAUAACGGAGAAAGAGAGAGAGGUGUAACGUGUUUCUCGUACCUCAAUAUAGUUACACAGUCUGUGUACAACGUAGGUGCUUAGCAGCUUUACUUAGUACCCCGUGUGACUGCUGUCGGGUACUAGCGGUGCUGCUGAAUAGUUGCAGUGAAGUAGGAAGAGUUCCUUUUAUCAGCUGUUAUUAUUAUCCUCCCGAUCCCGCAGGACUACAUAAUUUAACCGUUUAAUUGCUUAGCCUCGUUAGGGAUAUCUGUAUUGCUGGAGAACGGCGCUGAUUGACGCGAGAAACACUAGGACGUUUCUUCAGUGCAGAUCGGACUGUCCCUGCAAGGAUGAUGAGUCUCCUUUUUAUUAUCUUAUACGUUGUGGGCAUCACUUUGGCGCUACCGCACCCUGGGAAAGGGGAUGGGUGUGAGUCUAAUCCUUGUGAGAAUGGUGCUACCUGCCUGGCUGGGCUGUCAGACGAGCCUUUUUCAUGUGAGUGUCCCACUGGCUUCACAGGUGUCAACUGUUCUAGUGUUGUGGAGGUUGCAGCUGAUGGUGAGCAGCUGUCCCUAGCAGGACUUUGCUUUCCCAAUCCCUGCCAUAAUGGUGGAACAUGUGAAAUCAGUGAGACAUACAGAGGAGAUACAUUCAUUGGAUAUGCUUGCAGAUGUUCAGAAGGUUUCCAUGGUAUUCACUGCCAACACAAUAUAAAUGAGUGUGAAGAUGAGCCAUGUAAGAAUGGAGGAAUUUGCACAGAUCUUGUUGCUAACUAUUCAUGCGAGUGUCCAGGGGAAUUCAUGGGCAGAAAUUGUCAGUACAAGUGCUCUGGUCCACUUGGGAUGGAGGGAGGAAUUAUAUCGAACCAGCAGAUUACUGCAUCAUCAACGCAUCAAGCUUUUUUUGGCCUGCAGAAGUGGUAUCCUUAUUUUGCCAGACUGAAUAAGAAGGGCCUUGUGAAUGCGUGGUCUUCAGCGGAAAAUGACAGAUGGCCUUGGAUUCAGGUGAACCUGCAGAGGAAGAUGCGAAUUACUGGUGUAAUAACACAAGGCGCUAAAAGGAUCGGAAGCCCAGAGUAUGUGAAAUCUUAUAAGGUUGCAUACAGUAGUGAUGGCAAGAUGUGGAUGAUGUACAAAGAAAAAGGCACCAAAGAUGACAUGAUUUUCCAUGGAAAUGUGGACAACAAUGCUCCAUUUGCAAAUUCAUUUACUCCUCCAAUAGAAGCACAGUAUAUUCGACUAUAUCCCCAAGUUUGUAGAAGGCACUGUACGUUGCGAAUGGAACUGCUGGGCUGUGAAUUAUCAGGGUGUUCAGAGCCACUUGGAAUGAAAUCUGGACAUAUCCAGGAUUUCCAGAUAACAGCUUCAAGCAUAUUUAGAACUUUAAAUAUGGAUAUGUUUACUUGGGAACCUUGGAAAGCUCGAUUGGAUAAACAGGGUAAAGUUAACGCCUGGACAGCAAGCCUGAGUGACCAGUCGCAAUGGUUACAAGUAGACCUUCUCGUCCCUACGAAGGUGACUGGAAUAAUCACUCAGGGAGCAAAAGACUUUGGCCAUGUACAAUUUGUUGGUUCUUACAAAGUAGCUUACAGUAACAAUGGAGAGGGCUGGACAAUAUAUCAAGAUGAAAAGCAAAAAAAGGAUAAGGUUUUCCAAGGAAAUUUUGACAAUGACACCCACAGAAAGAAUGUUAUCAAUCCUCCUAUCUAUGCACGAUACCUCAGAAUUCUUCCUUGGUCUUGGUACGGCAGGAUCACUUUGAGAGCAGAGUUGCUGGGCUGCACAGAAGAGGAGUGAUAAGGGACUGCUUCUGUUAACUCCUGGAAUACUGCUUAAAAGUUUCCUUAAAAAAACUGUGCAAAACAUUUAGGAAAGCAAAUGAGGUGUCAUAAACAAGUGCUCAGUUAUGGUAGGCCAGAAACCUGUAUUUUGUAAAGUGUUCUAAGCCUGCUAUCAAAUUCUUACAUACAUUUUUUAUUUUAUUUUUCUUCUGUUAGCAUUAGUGUGGAAUAUACUUUUGCUCGCUUUUACUGUUUUUCUUCACCUUUUUUAUAUUAAGUAACAAGUAGUACCCCUUCACAAAAAAUGCAUUCUAAAUCAAAGAUUUGACAGUAGCCAGGGGAGGUCUUGAGGUCAUGAGUUAGGUGUAUAGUUAAAAAGACACCUUUGUGACAGGAACUCUAAAUGCUUCCACAGUGAGUUGCCUCUUGGAUACCUAGUUGUAGAAUUGGUUCCAUUGUGCCUAUUAACACUAUGCUGUUUCUGAUUUUAGUUGUAUUUGUAUAUUAAACUAUUCAGUGAGUGUAUAGUUGUCUUAGAGCAUCAUAUACUUUUGCUUAUCAAGAUAUACAUUUAUGUCAUACACCUUGACUUAAAUAUAAUGAUGUUUAUGUCUUAAUUGCAUGUCUGAAGUUAUUUUUAAGCCCUUUACAGAAACAAUGCCCUACUCUGUCUAAACACAGGCUGAAAACUGAAUUUUGAUCACUUAAUUAUAGUGUACAAUUUGUGUGCAGAUUUGUUAAUAUUUUGAAACUACAGUGUGUUGCACCCCAACACAAAUUGUCAUUUAUCUCUGCUAGGCCCAUUAACUGAAGUGCAUGAAAAAAAAUUGAUACAUUCCACUGUGUUUUUGCAUAAACAAAAAUCUGACAUUUGUCUUUCAAGUAACGCUAAAGACACAGUUCAUUCUCUGUGCAAGCAUCCAAGUUUAGAAAUAGGCAAAGGGAGUGGAGGUAGUGAUGGGAAUUAUAAAGUGAUUCAGUCAGAAAAAAAAGUAUAUGUUUGUCUGUACUACAACUUUAUGACAUUACAUUGGAUUCUUAUUCCAUAGUUUUGUUGUGAGGGUAUUAUUUCACACAAAAGUUAUGUACUCUUCAGCUAAAAUGCUGCAAUCCUGUGAUGAGGCCCCAUGUCCACUUUACUGAUGUGCUCUGGACAUUUUUUUUCCUGUGUAUCCAGUAUCUUUGUGUGAUAAGCAGUCUGUUAAAUGGACAUUGAGAUAUACAUUGCAGAGUGUUAAGGAACACAGUUGUAAUUUUUGUUAAAUUUUGUAACUUAUUUUUAUAUUGUAUUUCGGUUGUAUAAAUACACCAAAUGGUAUGGCUACAAAACAGCAUUCUGCCAUGUUAAUUUUAAAUAAAAUGGUUUCAUUUAUCGAUGUAACUCCCUGGAUCAAGCAUAUUUCUGGUAUUCUGUCAUAUUAAAACACAUUUUGAGAGAUGCAUGUUUUAAAAAUUGAAGGUCAAUAUUUUUAAAUAUUGUUUCCAGAAUUUUUAAUCUGCUUUUCAUCAACUGAAAAAGAUUUAUGAAAGGUUAUCAAAUACUACAUUAUUAAUGAGAGUUAACAAUGGACUCACUACAAAACUUACUUGAAAUUGUUUUAGAAUGUAUGAAUAUGUAUAUUUUCAGAGGUUUGUGUGUGGAGUUUUGAGUGGGUUUAUUUUGUAUCAUGAAACGUUAAAAAGAAACUGUUCAGUUAUACCAGUUUGAGAGAGUAGUACAAUACCGCUAAAUUAAAUUUUAGUCGUGCUGUACAACAAAUUCAACUAGACUGUUAACUGUCUUGUCUGUAAAUCUAUUAACAACAUUCCCUAACUGUAGUAUGUAAAUAUAUAUAUAUAUAUAUACACAUGUCUGUUAUGUGGCCAGAAAAAUAUAACCGGGCAAGAAUUUUGAUGGUCAUUCUGCCUCAUACCUCAGCAAACACAAGAAAAAAUACUUUGCUGCAAUGUACACAAUAUCACAUAGCAUGUUACUAUGAUUAUGAAAUACCCUUGUAUCUAAUGAAAAUGCAGUUUUCUGUAUUCCUUGGAAAUUGCAAUGACAGAUGGCUUUGCAAGUUGACCAGUUAUAGCAACACUUAAUAUGGCAACCAUCUGGUACAAAAAUUGUAUUUGUGCAAUUAUAUUUAUAAAUAUAGCAGUUUUAGUUUUCAAAUGAAGGAGAAAAUAAUUGUAUUAAGUACAAGUUAACAAGGUUAUAUACAUGUUGUUUGAAUGCAGUAUACUGAGUUAGCCUUGUCUAAAUGAUCGAGCAACGAGAAGAAAACAAGAGCAUCUAUUUAUUUCAUUGUCAUAUACUGAUAGGUCUGAAGUUCUGUACUGAUGUGUCACCUUUAUGUAGCCAAAAUCACAUAUUAUUUACCUCUCAUUGCUUCACUUUUGGUAUUGUCUAGACGUUAUCCAAGCCUUGCAAUAUGAGCAGCUAAGUGUCAACCUUACAAAAUCCAGUUUAUGAAUUUGUUAUUCUAUAGCCAGUGAUUAAAACGCUGAGCGACUUGUAUGACUUGGCUUUUGGAUUUGGCGUGUCAUUUAGUCACAUGUUUUAGCCUUUCAUAUGUCGCCAUGUUGAUGUACUGCAGAUUACCUGUGACAUGCAUUUCUAUGAGGGUAUCUCAUUGCUUCAGCAGUCCUGCCUUUAUAGUUUACACAGUAUCACAGUAAGUGGCAACACCAACAGUGUGCUACACAGGAGUAUGAAUCUGUACAGUACAUUGUCCACACUUACUUUUCUUCACAUACACAAUGGGUUGCCUUAUUUUAAUGUGUGCUUAAGCAACUUACACAUGUAAUAAUGACUGCAUUUUAAUAUGUUAUACUAUGUUAAGCAUGUUUCUUAAAGUGAAAAUUUGGAGGUGGAGCUCUACAGUUCCUUCUUUUGACACAUUCCCCAGUAAGUAUACGACAGCAGUUACAUUAUUAGACAUUUCAGUACUGUACUUAACCUAGCGCAGCAAUAUGUACCAGAAGGAAUGGCAUUACUUUGUGUGGUGUUGUGGAUACAGCUAACAGUCUAAUCAUCAGACAAGACUUUCACCUGCCUGCUGUAACAUUACUCUCUGUUUUUAGAAUAAGCAGUGCAUAUUUUAAUAUGAUUGUGGGAAAAUGUCAAUCCAGCGCUAGUAUGACUUAACUAAGUGCCAGGUGACAGCAGUCUGAAUGUGAACAGUUGUAUUCAUUUUUUAAGUUAUAAAUUUGAGUCGUAAUAAUUUGAGGCAUGGGCAGCCUUGUACAUGCUUAAUGUGCAUGAAUGAAUAAUAAGCUCCACCUAUUUUGUCAUCGGAAAAGAAAUAAUGACUACCACAGUUCACACCAGUUUGACAUUCUACUUAGCACACCUGAUCCUUAAGGUUUGUACAUAGGUUAAAUGUUCUUGUCCCAGAACUGUAAAAAUCAUAUGCAUAGGUUAAAUGCUCCUGACACAGAAUCGUAAGAUCACGUACAUAGGUUAAAUGUGCCUGUUCCAGAGUUGUAAGAUCACAUGCAUAGGUUAAAUGGUCUGCCUCCAGAAUUUUUACAUUGUGAGCAUAGAAUUAAAUGUUUCUGUCCCAGAAUUGUAAUAUCACGUGCAUAGGUUAAAUGUUCCUGUUCCAAAUUUGUAAUAUAAUGUGCUUAGAAUUAAAUGAUCCUGUCCAAAAUAGUAAGAUCAUGUGCAUAGGCUAAAUGUUCCUGUUCCAGAAUUGUGAGAUCAUCUACAUUGGUUAAACGUUCCUGUCACAGAAUUGUAAAUCCUGUUGAUAUGAUUGGUCCUGAUGUUCCAGCAGUGAAUUUGGUGGAGGAUGUCUAGAUCUCAAUAAGCUGAGAAAAAAAUAUAUAUAUUUAAAAUAUGUGGUGAAGUCAGGUGCCCUUCAUGCUCACAUUGGACUAGUUGCACUUUUGGGGUGCAAUGUGGAGAGUAGUCAGACAUCCUCCUUUUUCUUCCUGCCUUCGUUUACUGACAGCACAAUUUUGUUUGCAGUUUUUGUAUCCACAGUAGCAGCAAACAUAGUAUUUAUACAGGUUUUAGUUGCACUGAAAGGUUUACAGAGCACUCAUGUUGGUAUAUGGGAUGUUAGUUGCCUGUAUUUGACAUAGAAGAAAUAACACAAAAUCAAAUGGCUGCAAGAACUGUAGACUAAAAACAUUUAAUUGUUCCUCUAAUAAGUACUUUUAUUCUUGUUAAGAUGCCAUUCAAGUCCAUCCAUUGCUUUGUGUGGGUAUGAUAAGGUAUUGCUGAGGAUUAAGGCUAUGAACUAUUAACUGUCUGCUUCCUGUAUUCUGGGGUUUGAUUCCCUUCAGUGUCCAGGUGCCUACUGUGCAACCUGGCAGUGCUCCUGGAUCACCACUGAAAAGGAAUGCUUAUGUCCAAUGAGCCUACCUUGCAAAAAAGUUAAAUAAAUAAAUUAAAAAGGCCUUUAUGGGAAAAGUGUGAAACAUGCUACCAAUAACAAGUACAUCGAAUGUUUUUUUUUUUUUUUCUUGAACAAAUGUUUAUUUUGUCCUGAAUUAAACCAUUAAAUAGUUAAAUAAUAAACAGGAGUGCAUAUUCAUGUGGUUUGGAAUGGAAAACUAUAGAGUUCUGAGGAUCAGGGGUUUGCAUGUGAUCCUUAAACAGGCAACACAGCCACCCAUCGUUGUGAACAAAAAGAGAUGAAUCUGCCAAAAGGAGAUACUGUUGGCUCUCUGGAAUGUUAGUUGCAGCUUUGGCCACACUAGCACAUACAAUUAUGCAUAUUGGAAAAUAAGGUAGUUGAUAAGGUAGUUGCAGUUAAGUAAACAUCUGUAGCACUGCAUAAUGUGUUAUUCCAGGUACUCUGGUACUCUAUUCACAAUUCCAUUGUUGGACUCCUUUAAAUAUUUCUGUUUGUGUUUCCUCUGAAAGGUUUUAAGGAAUUCUAAUGUUCAUUUUCGCUAAUCUGAAUGUCGUAAGGUGGCAUUUUCUAAAUAAAACAAAUUUUCAGUCCUUAUGAGGUAAUGGCAGAACUGUGUAACCUAGAAAGCUGAAUAUGUAACAGUCUGAGCUGCAGCCUCUUCAGCUGUAAUACUGUAAUGUUUUGUAUAUACUCCAGUCCUGCAGGUUAAUGCAACAUCUGUAUAAGCUUGUGUGGUCUUCAGUCUUACUAAUAAAAUUUCUGAAAAUUCAA
Protopterus annectens (West African lungfish) is the source of this 6900-nucleotide messenger RNA. It is a transcript of the gene EDIL3, whose product is annotated as EGF like repeats and discoidin domains 3. Gene Ontology annotation, molecular function: calcium ion binding. NCBI's taxonomy places the organism in Eukaryota, Metazoa, Chordata, Ceratodontiformes, Protopteridae. The transcript has 11 exons. Bases 351 to 1796 code for a protein of 481 amino acids. The record is from RefSeq and is a predicted model, not a curated record.